GCCACAAGCGCAUGUGCGCCACUGUACGAGAAGCGCAGGAUGAGGAAGAGAGGGGAGAAAGAGAGAACGAGAGAGACACUGAUGGGCUACCGGUUCUCGUCGUUUGUGCCCGAGGGUGUUUUGUGACACGCGUUGUAUAUUCCGCGUCUACCCUAGGCGUCGUCACGUUCUAGCCGCACACAUUUGCGGCAGAUGCUCGCAUGCUUCGUGCGUAGGAACAGGGGUCGUGUGCGUGUGCCUCUUCUUCCCCCCUCUCUCAUUCGUAUCGACAAUGAAAGUGCUUUUACUGGCACCCACCGCCGUGGCGUCGGGAAACGCGACGACUGCGGAGCGAAUACGACAUUACCUCGUGACAAGUGGACACAAGUGCCUGUUGGAAAACAGCAGAUGUUUCUCCGAGCCGAAAGACGUUUGUCAAUUCAUCAGCGUACAUGGCAUCUCAGCGGUAAUUGCGCUCCACCUGUACAAGGCUGGCCGGCUCCUUGUGGGAUGCGGUGUGCCUUACGGCGUGGUCUUUGGUGGAACGGACGCGAAUGAGGACGUGAAAAAUGAGCACAAGCUUUCCGUGAUGACAGCAGUGGCCCAGAACGCCAGGUUCCUGGUGGCUUUUACAGAGGAACUAAAAUGCAUCGCAGAACAUUUAUGGCCGUGCACCAGCGGAAGAGUUUACAUCCAACCGCAAGGUGUGUGGACCAAUCCCGACACUGGAUUUGCCUGGAGGAGCCAUUUACGUAGUUCGGGCGUCCCCGCUGAUACGAGCAGCCUCCUCUUCCUCCUCGUGUGCGGGAUUCGUCAAGUUAAGGACCCUCUGUACCUGACGGACACUUUCUCCGAGUGGCACAAUGAAGACUCCAGAGUGCAUCUAAUCAUCAUUGGUCCAGAGAUGGACUCCGUGCUCUCAGCAGCUGUGAAAGAGAGGAUCAAGAUGGCGCGCGGCGCGUGGCUCCUGCCGGAGUUGCCCCAGAGCCAGCUGCACGCCGCCAUGAGCGACUCCUUCUGCCUCGUCAACAGCUCCCUCAGCGAGGGCAUGUCGGGAGCCAUUCUGGAGGCUAUGCAGCUAGGCCUGCCGGUCAUCGCAAGAGACAUUCCCGGAAAUGCCGCCCUCAUCACGCAUGAGGAGACCGGACUGCUUUACACCACAGCACAGGAGUUCAAAGUGCAGGCACGGAGACUAAUGACGGACAUGGCUCUGAGGGAGAGGCUGGUGCGGUGCGCCCGGCGUCUCGUGGAAGGGAACCACUCGCAGCAGGCAGAGCGCCGCACGUACUCGCGUCUGCUGCACGAACUGUCGGGACCGGAGCCGGUCGCCACCGCCUCCGGGUGAAGAACCCGUGGGGUAGCGAGCGCAGAACCGGCCCUAAACCUUUGGGGGCCCUAAGCAAAAUUUGGUUGGAACCCCUUUGAUGUAUUAUUUUUUUCACCCACUAGCUAGCAGUGACUCUAGGGGGCCCUCUGCUGGCCACGGGGCCCUUUGCAAUUGCAAGGGUCGCUUAAGUGGCUGGGCCGGCUCUGAGCGAGCGCCUUAGGGCGCAACCACUGCAUGCCCCCCACCCCGUCCCCGACAUCUCCGACACUUAGAGAUGUGGCUAAGAGAGGCCAUGGCGACAAUUUUUUUGAACAAGAAAUAAGAAUAAGUUGUGGGAUUGUUGAGUCUGGGGUUUGUUUGUUCCCCCCCCCCCCCCCAUCUUCCUUCAUCACAACUAAGGUGACAUAAUGCUGAUUGUUAAAAAAUUGCUUGAUAUUUCUGCGUCGGAAGUAGCGAUGCACAAGAACAAUUUGACGACAAGAAGAAAAAAUCAACACAUUCUGCCUUAAAAUAAAAAUGUAAAAUCGGCAACGUUUCGAGCACUGCCCCCCCACCCUUCUUGUGCUAUGAAAAAGGGCCAUUGCCCGAAAUGUUCCAGAAUAUUUAUAUUUUUCUUACAAGGUCACAUGGUGUUAUUGAUUAAUAUGUUGGGUUUCUUUUAUUUCGGUACACAGUAGCGCAAUGAACGGUGGGUUGCGGCGCCGAGCAUGCAGCCAGUGCGAAGAUGUGAUGCAGUUAAAGCGGAGUAGAACUUGCGCCUGUCAUGAAGUGAGGACGACAACGAUGUGGAUCCAAUUUGUAAUCUUAACAGAUAAUCACUGGCAACCAUUCGCCAAUAGGAAGAAGCCCCACACAUUGCAAGGUGUGGCCGACGCCAUUGGCAGUGGCACGCAAAGCAUUAGCGAUGCAGCAGAUCAACUCUCACCGUGCCGCCUCUAUUUGCCAGGCGAGUAAUGUAGUAUUGAUUCGGCGAUUAAAAUUGAUUAUAUAGCUCACAAUACGUGCAUUUGAGUUGUGCAAUGUAUGCAAAUGAUACGCUCGCGUCGCGUUCGGGGGGGGGGCGGGGGGUAACGAAGGAACAACAAAAUAUUGGAGACGGAAAAAUGUGAAACGUGAUCAAAAAGAUGGUUAAGAGCGAAACGAACAAAAAUAAUAGACACUUGAAUGUAAUCGCUGAGGUGAGCGAGGAAUCGUGGCAUGCCUACUAUUUACUCCUUAAAUUAGCAGACUUCACGAAGCUCGUUCUACACAGUCACACUUAAUCCUGGCGUGUGCGUUAAAGUUGCUGAAACGGGUGUGUGCCCCUGCCAUGAAUGUCAACGUGUGUGGCUCUUCACAGCUUACAUAUCUGCCCACCCCAAGCUGUUAUCCUGUUGUGAUCUUUGUUCCCCAAGCAGAAUACAGAUGGGGGGGGGGGUGGGGGUUAUAAUGGUGGCUGCCGCUCAGCCUGACAAUGUUGGGUGUUUGUCUUGGGGGAGCGCACAAAAAAAAAAACGCGAGUCACAUUUUGUAAGUAAUCCCACCCCCUUUAGUAAAGCAUAUUGAGUAACAGCCCUGUCGACAUAUGGAAAAAGUGGCUCUUGGUUAGCAUGCCAGAUUGCGCGUCAUUGGCAAGUCUCGGAGCUGCUUCUUGCUUGCAAAUCAAUGCACGUUUUAAGCGUAGGAUAAGCGAGAAGACUGGAUGAGCCAUGGAUCUCUAGGAUGUCGUUAUUGCAUGUACAGUAGCUGUCUGUGAACUUGAAAACGCGUAUAGUCCGUGGUAUAAUUUAUUAUCAUUUUACUACUGUAAUCCGUUUUAUCAAACAAUUUGUACUUUAGAUUAAGGUAAGGCUUGGAAAAGCAUGGCCUUGGUCAAGCAUCCUAGAUCAUGAGUCAUCGCAAGACUCAGCUGCUUCUUGCCUGCAAAUGUAUGCGGUGUGUCAGACUAGCGGCUCCAGUGUGUUGUCACAAGUUUUUAUUCCAUAUUUCAGUUGGGAAACCGUGUAGAAAGUAAUUUCAUAACCUUGAGAUUCUGGCAAAUUCCAUCUUUUAAAGGAGAGCCCAAAUAUAUAUUUAUGGAUAGGCAGUGUUUACAGUGAGACUGAGUCGGAUUCAGAUUUUCAUAAAUUCACACAUCAUGCCAUUUCAAUACUGCGAUAUAGCUGUGCAUUUAAAUAAAAGUUGUCUGCAUUAAUUAUCGUUAUGUAUGGAUCGCAUUGGAUGACUGGCGAUACAUUUCAAAUUUAUAUGGCAGCUUGUAGGGUUGUCUUGUGAGUGAGUCAAUACAAACUAAUGUCCUUUUAAAUUAGAUUGUGAAAUAAAUAUCGUGUGGUUAGCUGACGGCAUUUAUCUUUGUGUUUAAUAUGAUGAAGGAAGACUUAAUUGAGUACUUUGAAAAAAAAACUAAAGCAAUAUCAAUUUGCUAGUAAUUCAAAAGAGUCAAGCAAGAUCUAUACAGUAUUUGGUGAUUUAAUCUUAAGGUUUUUGAGUUACUCUGUCCACCCUUGUGCAGCAAACUUCAAACGCUCCAAUUAGAAGGUUUUCAUGACAACUGGCAUAUAAAUAUCGGCGACCUUGCUGAAGCAAGCCGGUCAUGGCACUAACGUGUGUGUGUAAUUAGGCUCUUAGGGGACUGGCAUCAGAAAAUGGCGGACGGCUUGCCCUAGGCGUGAACAUCUCUUUUGAAAGUAAUGUGUUCAAUGUUCUCACGCUGACAUAACCGUGUUAUCAUACUGAAAGGAGCUCAUUAAUUGUUCGUACUUGUGAAUGCCCUCUGCUGUUCUCUAUAUUUUUAAGAACCUGAAGAAGGUUGUACGAUCUAAAAUGAUGUUAUAACGGCUCAGACAUGGUCAGUCAAAUGUUAAGGCCAACUGGAGCAUCUAUUGUCCAUUGAGGUUUUCGCACCUUACCCAUCAGACAAAUGCAUGGAAUGAUACAUCUUAUCAAGUGGUUGUGAGCAUAUUUAACGUUCAAAUAAUUAUUUGGAAAGAGGUGUCCUGGUCAAUAUUUUUCAGGUUGUAUUUAAAGGAAUUUUUAAAAUCGAAGCUAUGGUUCAGCUGUAACAAAAAGUGUCAACCUCAAAGCUAAAUUUCGAUAUAAAGCUUUCGUGACUGCAGGGAUUCAUCUUCUUGGUUCUUUCGGUAAAGUCACGUAGAAGGGAAAUAAUAAAAUAAUAAAACAAUAAAAUAAUUCUCACGACGUUUCGGCCACAACGCAAGCAGCCGUCCUCAGGUGAA
Molecule: messenger RNA, 4521 nt
Organism: Lethenteron reissneri (Far Eastern brook lamprey)
Lineage: Eukaryota; Metazoa; Chordata; Hyperoartia; Petromyzontiformes; Petromyzontidae
Gene: GLT1D1
Product: glycosyltransferase 1 domain containing 1
Source: RefSeq, a predicted model, not a curated record